Molecule: messenger RNA, 2957 nt
Organism: Panicum virgatum (switchgrass)
Lineage: Eukaryota; Viridiplantae; Streptophyta; Magnoliopsida; Poales; Poaceae
Exons: 4
Coding region: 546-2957 (803 amino acids)
Molecular function (GO): ADP binding
Source: RefSeq, a predicted model, not a curated record
UUUCAGGUUGGACUCCUCAAAAGAAAGUCAUGCAAUGGAGAAGGAAAGAGCAGGAUGUAUCAUUUGUUUGGUCAAAACUGUCGUGUUCAAAAAGUAUCUCCUUAAUUUGAUCAAAGACUAGAAGCAUGGGAGAAUAAAUAAUUGAUGGAAGUGGAGAACCACAUGUUGCAAAGCAGCUUGCAGGGAGGUGCAUGCAUGGUGAUGGAUCUUGCAUUUAGAUUACUAACCAACGGCUCCAGAGUCAAGAGAUGUACCUUUCUCAGCUCGUUUUGGUUUCAUUUUGUUGACAAUGAGGGGGAGGAAAUAAAAGUCAAUCAGGCAAAGUUGCUAGGGUCAAACAUGAAAGACCACGUGCAUUGACUAUUCCAUUGGACCAACCUUGUGCAUGACUUGAACUAUAUAUCUCUGUUCAUCUCUCUUAGCUGUUCUUAAUACGUCCCUGAUAUCCUUAGUCUGAAGACAGAGCCAUCUCGUGCUAUUUCUGCAAAGCUCCUUUUGCGAAUCUUUCUUCCACCUGCUGGGUUGUCUUCUGAGGAGAGAGUCCCAUGAUGGAGAUUUUUCUUUCUGCUGUCCUGGGCGAGCUGGCUUCUAGAUCCAUAAAUUUCUUCAUCAGCAAAAGCUCCAAGCCGACGAUGCUGGGUGUGGCGGACAGCCUGCAAAGGGCUCUUCUCCGAGCUCAGGUCAUUGUCGAUGAGGCCAUGGGACGGCAGAUCACAAACCAAGGUGUUCUCCAGCAGCUGGACAUGCUCAGAGACGCCAUGCACCACGGCUAUUACAUCAUCGACACCUUCAGAUACCAAUCUCACAGCGAAGAGGAGGCCAAAGGUCAGGUCCAGAGUAACACUUUGUCUCUUUUGAAAGUAAAUUCUCUACAAGGCUUGAGUUCGUCCAGUAGAAACACACAGAUUUUGGAACAGCUGCAAAAAUCGCUUGAUGAUUUAAGCUCCAUGAUCAUUGAUGUGGAAAAGCUAGUUGUGUUCUUGAUGAGCUAUCCACGCCUAUACCGCCAACCUUAUAGCAUGCAUCUCCUGGUGGGCAAUUGCAUGUUUGGGCGCCAGAUGGAAACUGAACUUGUCAUCAGCUUCCUAUUGCACACACAAUCUCAUGCUCCUAAAGAACUAGAGGUCCUGCCAAUUGUUGGUCCUGGUAAAGUUGGCAAGAGCACCCUUGUUGCUCAUGUUUGCAAAGAUGAAAGAGUCCGUGACCAUUUCUCAGAAAUACUUUUCUUGCGCGGGCAUGACCUCAAAGGCGUUGACCUUGCUCUGCUCAAAGAAGGAUAUGUAACAGAACAUCAAAAUUGUGGAUCAGAUUCAAAAAAAGAGGGAAGAUUACUUAUUGUUGCUGAGUUAGUUGGCACUCUCACCGAAGAUGUAUGGAAUAGGUUGUAUUCUGCUUCUAUGCGACAUGUGCCAAGCGGUAGUAAAAUCAUUGUCACAAGCCGGUCUGAUGAAAUCAUAAAGUUUGGAACAACCCGGGCACUAAGUCUGAAGUAUUUGUCCCAUGAAGCAUAUUGGUAUUUCUUUAAGAUGGUCACAUUUGGAAGCAUGGAUCCUGAGAUGCAUCCCAGGCUUGCCCGCACGUCCAUGGAGAUAGCUGGGAUGAUGAACGGGUGCUUCGUUGGUGCAAAUGUGGUCGGUUGUUUGUUGAGGGACAACAUUGAUUUCCACUUUUGGUGCAAGCUUUUGGUCUUCUUGAGAGGAGUCAUCAAGAAGCAUGUUUCUAAAUUUGGUGUGCAUCCACUUGAUCAUAUAAUUGAGAAGAAGCCUGCACAUCUUGGGAGAAUGUUUAUACCUUCUGAAGAUUUUGUGCUUCAUUAUGAAUACCAACGCUCUUCACAAGAGGAUGUUCCCAAGAUAAGAAUACAAGAUGUUGUUUAUGGAAGUGUUAAGGCUCAUGGGAAAUUUGAGGCCCUAGGAUGGAGGUCUCGAAUACCACCCUACCAUAGCUAUGUAACUACCGGCCACUUCGCCGCCGAGUGCCCCAGGAAGAAGAGUUCCAGGGAUGAUGACGGCCGCUUCAAGCACGAGGAGUACCGCGAGCACCGCCACAAGCACAAGAGUGGGCACUCCCACAAGAAGAAUGGCGGACGUUCCAAGCGGCACCACGAGCGGAAGAAGAAGAACGUCGGCAAGUACAAGGACAAGCAGGCGUUCGUCGCCCAGAGCGAGGAUCACUCCUCCACCAGCCAGAGUUCGACGUCUUCGUCCUCAUCCAGCUCCAGUGACUCCGACUCACACCACCGCGGCGAAAAGAAGCGGAGCUCCAAGAAGAAGGCUACAGAGGGCUUCACUGGCCUUUGCCUCCAUGCUGGGAAGGCGGUCAGUCUCUGCACCAUGGCCAUCGACUCCGACGCCGACGGAACUCCUUCCACUACUGCAGAGCUUGCACCUCAGCUAGAGUCAAGCUCUGAGGUACGUCCUGAGCACCCCACUCCUGAGGAGUUGGAGGAUCUUUACACUGCUUUAGAUAAUCAGGAUUUGAUCAUUAAGGAUGCUAAGAGGCAGUUUAGGGCGUUGAGACAGGAGCUGAAGGAAGCUAAGUUAGCUUUGGAGAUUGCUCAGUCUGCCCCCGUAGUGGAGGAGUGUGUUGAGGAGGAUGAGUGCAGUCAGUGCAUCGGUUUGAUGUCUGACCUGUCAGAGCUCAGGAGCAAGUAUGACGAGAACUUGCUCAAGCUCGAGGAGGGCAAGAAGGCCAUGGAUGAGCUCAAGUCCCGGCCUACCCUCUUGGGUGCCUGCAAGGAGUGCCCAGCACUUAGAGAAGAGCUUAAGGAGAAGAAUGUUGCUUUGAGAAAGUUGGAGAAAUCCGCAGUUCCUAGCUCUUGCUCUGCUGAUUAUGACUUCACCUUGAGAGAAGUUGCUCUUGUUGAUAAGCUGGGUUUUAAUCUGCUCUCUGUUUCACAACUUCUUGAUGAUGGGUUUGAACACCUCUCACUGUCUGGUGACUGGUCAGUCUUCUGA